AUGACCAGCGUACCCAUGCGCAAGCUCCCCGCGCCAUCAGUCGCUCGAACCACUCUCAGCCGAACACUGCAAUCGCAGUCAUGGCGACCAUCACACAUUCCUCCCUCCCCACGAUCUAACCCACCAAGCCGCGCUCUGGCUCAGGUGCGUCCAGAGCCUCUCCAUGAGUUGUGGUUCACUUCGUCUGCGCCGCGCCAGUCGCCGAGCUCCUCCGUUCUCUCCGAAAACCACGGGCCCGACAGCACCAACUCAGACCACCCACCUCCGUCCGAGCGUACUCUCGCUCUAGGUCGCACGCUUCGUACCCUUUCGCCAUUGCUCCCUAACAUACUCACCGUACCGCUUCCACCUUCCAUCAUCUCCCCAAGCGUCACCCUCCACCUCUUCCCCUCGACACACCCCCACCUGCCCGUCGUAAAAGGGCGGGUUGCAUACCGUGCCGCCCUCUUCACCGCACCGGUCGCAUGGGGCACCGUGCCCUUGGUUGGCAAUGUCAAACUACGCAUCGUGAGCGAGAAGAUGGUACGCACAGGCUACGGCGCCGAUGCGACACGAGACUUGGACGGAGAUGCUGGGGAAGAGAAGCUCGUCGUGCGGUGGGUGACCGAAGCCAAAACGAACGGCCACACAUCCACCCCCGCGGCAUCAGCCUCGACUUCCGCGCACGACACCAACGCCUCCCUCUCAACUCUCCUCGGCGGCAGCCAGCGCCUCAGCACCAACAACGACAACCAGUUCAGCGGCCUCUUCAUCUUCACGUUCGACGCCAAGGGCCGCGUCGCAAGCCACACGAUCGAGCACGCGGACGAGGACAGCGGCUACGACCGGACGAGCAGGGUGGUGACGGUGGCCGACUGGCUUUUGGGGAAGGCGCGGGGAAAGCGCGCCGAGGAAGCCGAUCUGGUGCCCGGACUGGGCGUCGCGGCAGGCGGAGGUGGACUGGCGCAGCUAGUGAGGCUGGCAAGAGAGGAACGGGCGAAGGAUCGAUGGGUCGGCGGGAAGUUGUGGUAG
Cyphellophora europaea CBS 101466 is the source of this 1011-nucleotide messenger RNA. RefSeq lists its product as uncharacterized. The transcript has a single exon. The record is from RefSeq and is a predicted model, not a curated record. Lineage: Eukaryota; Fungi; Ascomycota; Eurotiomycetes; Chaetothyriales; Cyphellophoraceae. Bases 1 to 1011 code for a protein of 336 amino acids.